GUGCCACUACUAUAUACCUUUCUUCACAUGAGACACAGCUUGAAAUAUUUUGAUAAAAUGAGAUGCUUGCGGAAACGAUCAGCAGUGUCAUUCUUAGGAGUCCUUGUCAUUUGCUUGCUGUUCAUGAACUUAUACAUUGAAGAUGGUUAUGUUUUGGAAAGGGACAAGCAAUUAAUCAGAGAAACAGCUACGCACCAGCUCAACCCAGAGCGCUAUGUUCACACUUUUAAAGAUUUGUCUAAUUUCUCAGGAUCUAUAAAUAUUUCCUAUCGCUACCUAGCUGGCACGCCUUUGCCAAGGAAAAGAUAUCUUACAAUUGGGCUAUCCUCUGUGAAACGGAAAAAGGGAAACUACUUGCUUGAGACCAUCAAAUCCAUAUUUGAGCAGUCAAGUUAUGAGGAACUCAAAGAAAUUGCAGUAGUAGUGCAGCUGGCAGAUUUUGACUCAGACUGGUGUGAAGGGAUAGUCCAGGAUAUUUCACAGAAAUUUGCACAUCACAUAAUUGCAGGCAGAUUAAUAGUUAUUCAUGUCCCUGAAGAGUAUUAUCCUGUACUGGAUGGCCUCAAGAGAAAUUACAAUGACCCAGAGGACCGUGUGAAGUUUCGAUCCAAACAAAAUGUAGAUUAUGCUUUCCUUCUUAACUUCUGUGCAAAUCUUUCUGACUAUUAUGUGAUGCUAGAAGAUGAUGUUCGCUGCUCAAAGAAUUUUUUGACUACUGUUAAGAAAGUAAUUACCUCACGGGAAGGCUCCUACUGGGUGACUUUGGAAUUCUCCAAACUGGGGUACAUUGGAAAGCUUUACCAUUCCCAUGACCUCCCACGCCUGGCCCAUUUUCUGUUGAUGUUCUACCAAGAAAUGCCUUGCGAUUGGCUGCUCAUCCACUUUCGUGGGCUAUUAGCUCAAAAGGAAGUGAUACGUUUUAAGCCAUCUCUGUUCCAGCACAUGGGAUACUACUCCUCUUACAAAGGAGCUGAAAACAAGCUAAAGGAUGAUGAUUUUGAAGAGGAAUCAUUUGAUAUUCCUGACAACCCACCUGCAAACUUGCACACCAACAUGAAUGUAUUUGAAAACUAUGAGGCAAGCAAGGCUUACAGCAGCAUUGAUGAGUACUUCUGGGGAAAAUCACCUUCUACUGGAGACUUCUAUGGGAUUGUAUUUGAAAAGCCCAUUAAAAUCAAUAAAAUUAAAGUUGUCACUGGAACUGAAGACCGACAAAAUGACAUUUUGCAUCAUGGGGCCCUGGAAGUAGGAGAAAAGAUUGUAGGGAAUAAAAAAGGCAGACAAUGUACUACUUAUUUAAGACUAGGGGAAUUCAAAAAUGGGAAUUUUGAAAUAACAGAUGUAGAGCACAAAGUUCUGUUUGAUAUUAACUGCAUGAGAAUACUUGUUACCAAAAGUCAAAAAGAAUGGCUGAUCAUUAGAAGCAUUAGCGUCUGGACUUCUCAAACACCAAAUUAA
This is a messenger RNA of Antrostomus carolinensis (chuck-will's-widow), 1458 nucleotides long. RefSeq names its product MGAT4 family member C (gene MGAT4C). Gene Ontology annotation, biological process: protein N-linked glycosylation. The coding region runs from base 28 to 1458 and encodes 476 amino acids. The record is from RefSeq and is a predicted model, not a curated record. Lineage: Eukaryota; Metazoa; Chordata; Aves; Caprimulgiformes; Caprimulgidae. The transcript is spliced from 3 exons. Gene Ontology annotation, molecular function: acetylglucosaminyltransferase activity.